This is a messenger RNA of Sinocyclocheilus grahami, 2634 nucleotides long. Its product is annotated as potassium voltage-gated channel subfamily C member 2. Gene Ontology annotation, biological process: potassium ion transmembrane transport; protein homooligomerization; action potential. Gene Ontology annotation, cellular component: dendrite membrane; voltage-gated potassium channel complex; postsynaptic membrane. NCBI's taxonomy places the organism in Eukaryota, Metazoa, Chordata, Actinopteri, Cypriniformes, Cyprinidae. The transcript has 4 exons. The record is from RefSeq and is a predicted model, not a curated record. The coding region runs from base 216 to 1997 and encodes 593 amino acids. Gene Ontology annotation, molecular function: protein binding; delayed rectifier potassium channel activity.
AUGAUGGACCGAUAGAAGGAAGAGCUGCUGCUUCCGCGCCUCGUCUCUCACCUGUCACCGGUGUUCAUCCGAGCCGCUCAUUCCCCUACGACACGCGCUCGGUUCGAUCCUUCACUUCAAUGAGGCUGUUCGUGAACUAUUGGAGUACUCCAGCUUCGCCACAGCAGCACCGUAGAGUAACGUUACUCCCCUCGCGCCAUGUCUCACUCUGAGAGAUGGGCAAGUUCGACGAUCACGAGAGGGUGAUCCUCAACGUCGGGGGCACGAGGCACGAAACCUACCGGACCACGCUGAAGACCCUGCCGGGAACGCGUCUGGCCCUGCUCGCCUCCGAGUCGGACCUCGAGUCGGUUCUGGACCAGCUGCAACAAGUCCCGGGCUUCAUCGAGUACAACGCGCGCAGCAACGAGUACUUCUUCGACCGGCACCCGGGCGUCUUCGCCUACGUGCUCAACUACUACCGGACCGGGAAGCUGCACUGCCCGGCGGACGUGUGCGGGCCGCUGUUUGAGGAGGAGCUGUCCUUCUGGGGCAUCGAUGAGACGGACGUGGAGCCGUGCUGCUGGAUGACCUACCGACAGCACCGGGAUGCCGAGGAGGCGCUGGAGGUGUUCGAGAUGAACGUGGACAACGACGAGGACGACGAGUACGGCAAGCGGCUGGGCAUCGAGGACGUGGUGUCCCCGGACGGUACCGUCUGCAGGUGGAGGAAGUGGCAGCCAGUCAUCUGGAACCUGUUCGAGGACCCGUACUCCUCCAGAGCCGCCCGGUUCAUUGCGUUCGCCUCCUUGUUCUUCAUCCUGGUUUCCAUCACAACCUUCUGCCUGGAGACGCACGAGGCCUUCAACACGGUCAUCAACAAGACGGAGGCGUUUCACAACGACUCCUUCACGGACUUCAGCCAGCAGUACGAGAUCGAGACGGACCCGGCGCUCACCUACGUGGAGGGCGUCUGCGUGCUGUGGUUCACCUUCGAGUUCCUGGUGCGCGUCACCUUCAGCCCGGACAAGCUGGAGUUCGUCAAGAGCAUCCUGAACAUCAUAGACUUCGUGGCCAUUCUGCCGUUUUACUUGGAGGUCGGCUUGAGCGGACUUUCCUCCAAAGCGGCCAAAGAUGUGUUGGGGUUCCUGCGCGUGGUUCGCUUCGUGCGCAUCUUGAGGAUCUUCAAGCUGACGCGCCACUUCGUCGGCCUGCGUGUAUUGGGACACACCCUCCGUGCGAGCACUAACGAGUUCCUGCUCCUCAUUAUCUUCCUAGCGUUGGGCGUUCUCAUCUUCGCCACCAUGAUCUACUACGCCGAGCGGAUCGGAGCCAGCCCCAACGACCCCACGGCUAGCCACCAUACUAUGUUCAAGAACAUCCCCAUCGGCUUCUGGUGGGCCGUGGUCACCAUGACCACUCUGGGUUACGGAGACAUGUACCCUCAGACGUGGUCGGGCAUGCUGGUCGGCGCGCUUUGCGCCCUCGCCGGUGUGCUGACGAUAGCCAUGCCGGUUCCCGUCAUCGUCAAUAACUUUGGCAUGUAUUACUCGCUAGCCAUGGCCAAACAGAAGCUCCCUAAGAAGAGGAAGAAACACAUCCCUCAGGCGGUGCAGACCGGCUCGCCGUACUUCUGCAAAACGGACCUGAGCACAGCCUGCAACAGCACGCCGGGAGAGCUGUGUUUGGGACAGAGCCGACGACUGGAGCGCCACUGCUCAGUGCUGUCUGCCGACUGCAGCGCAGGAAGUGACAUCACCAUGUCUCCGGAGGAGCGGACACACAUGCGGCACUCCAGCGUCCGUGAACAGGACCGUCACACUGAAGGGACCUGCUUCCUGUUGGCCGCCAGCGACUACACCUGCACAGCGGACGCAGCCAUUCGCAAAACAGCUACUGUAUCACCUCUGGCUGACGUACAGUUUAUAUCGGCCAGAGACGGGGAAGGCGGGGCCAGCAGAGACUCAGAUGGAUUUGAUGAAUUGGAUUGGACAGUCUGGAAUAGAAUAAGCCUGUGAUUGGACAGUUCUGAAAGCGGACGCUCUGUGAACAGUAAAGCACACUUACGGAUCUAUCGGACUGCUCACGACAUUUGGAGUUUUCCGUUUAUUUUCGGUGUGGAUGCAGACUGAAGCCAGUCGGCGCAAUGAAAAAAAAAAAUCCCGAUAUGGAUAGUGAAACGUUUCCUGCUUGAAACGAGUCGGCUCUCCAUUUAAAUGUGGCAGCUGUAUAAAGAACACACAUCCACCUGUGGCUUCCCCUCUGUGACAGGUAGCAAAUCAAACACCCCCUCGAACCCCCUUCCAAGGCCUCUGUCGUUGCAAUAAGUGUAUUAAGAUGUGUAGAGGCACAAGUGUUUAAAAAUGUAGUGUAAAAGUAUUAGUGUAUCGACUAUACUAAACUACAGAGUAGAGAGAAAGUAAACAUGAUAAGUUUAAUAAAUGUGACCUUCAGUCGUCUAUGUUUUUAUUUGCUCUAGUAUCUCUGGUGGAUUCAUUGUUGUCUGUGUGUGUGUUUGUAUGUGGGAUGUUGAUCUCAAAUGGGACACUUAAAGGAAUAGUUAAGCCAAAAAUUAACAUUUACUCACUCUCAGCCCAUCCAAGAUGUCUUCAUAAGAUUUGGAGAAAUGCCGCAUUGCAUCAGUGUCUCAGCAAU